UUUUUAUUCUUAAAUAUUGAUGAAUGAAGAUAAUUUGAUGAAUGAAGAUAAUAAUUGGGGUCAAGCAGAUGGGGCACUUUACUUAUCCAGGGGCAAAAGAGCAGGUGCUUGACCACCAUCUGUCCACGUGAUGGCACCUUGUCCACAUCCUCUUGACUCACAUCCGCCCUGACCAACAGAGGAUCGCUUCUUCUUCUUUACACUCCUCCACCUGAGGCUCAGCAGAGACCGUCAGCACAGUGAGCCAUGUCCUGUUCAGCCUCCCAGUCGACUCCUCAGCGUCCAUUUCUCCUCGGCAGCCUUUUGGUGUUUUGCUUCAUCUGCCUUUUCAUCUCGUACAUGGACGACAUCACCUACACAGAUUUUGGAAGAGUUGGUCGGAUUUGUCCUGCCUUCCUGUGUAUCGAGAAACUACAGAAUAAUGACUCAAUCCCCAGCAGCUCCACAGAGCUCCACAAUGAAACACAUUCAGGUCCAACCGAGAAGCUCCAGGCAGCAGCAGUGGACGCUGAGUCCGACACUGUUGUGCUGAUCUGGAUGUGGCCGUUUGGCUUCAGAUUUGAACUCAACUGCGACAUUUUCAAUUUCAAAAGAUGCCACUUAACAGAUGACAAGGAACUUUACCAUAAGGCCCACGGGGUGGUCUUCCACCACAGGGAUAUACAUGGAAAUUUAGAAAACAUGCCCAAAGUGCCACGCCCCGUUUUUCAGAAAUGGGUUUGGUCAAAUAUGGAGUCGCCCACCAACUCAGGUAAAAUCGCUGGACUGAAUGAGUUAUUCAACUUGACAAGCAACUAUCGGCGUGAUUCAAGUAUUCCAGUGCCUUAUGGGAAUCUGUAUCCCGUGACCUCUACAAAUGAGAGUUUCAAAUUGCCAGCAAAGGACAAGUUGGUGUGUUGGAUUGUGAGCAACUGGAGCCCGAAUAUGAAGAGAGUUCAGUACUACAAUGAACUGAAGAAACACGUAACAAUUCAUGCUUAUGGGGGAGCCUUUCAAAAACCUGUCGGUAAUGAAGACUUUGUAAAAAUAAUGUCUAGUUGUAAAUUCUACCUCUCCUUUGAAAACUCCUUCCACAGAGAUUACAUCACAGAGAAGUUCUUUAAUCCUUUGACUUGGGGAAGUGUUCCGGUAGUUAUGGGCCCGCCAAGACACAUGUAUGAGGGCCAUGCCCCAGCUGAGUCUUUCAUUCAUGUCGAUGACUUCCCUUCUCCCAAGGAGUUGGCAGAGCGGCUACUUUACCUUGACCAAAAUCAAACCGAGUACAUGCGAUUCUUCAACUGGAGAAGCAUGUUUAAAGUCAAAAGGGAUCUGUUUGGAAGAGAAAUUGCCUGCAAAACAUGUAGAUACUUACAAAACCACAAGGAGUACCAAGCUUUUAAUGAUCUUAACACUUGGUACUGGGGUUGAGAGGUUUUUAAACGCUUCAAUUUAAAUGUUCCACUGUGUAUUUAACUUUAUUUGUUGCUAAGGAAGUGUCCAAAUGCAGCUGAAAUGUUUUAAGUAAAGUACAGAGGGUCGGAAGUGAUAGAAAGCGUGGAUUCUGUUGUUGUGCAUGAUGUUCAAAGCAUGUUUCUAGAAACAUUUGAUAACAUUACACUUUAGUAAGUAACACAAGUUCUUUUUAUUAUUUGUAAUUGAGUUCAUUUGAAAAGCUUUUUACACACUUAAAUCCAAAUUCCGGUUAUUGAUUGGGUUUCUAAUGAGGAUAAGUUGUCUUUUCCCGGUUAUUGAAAAAUGUGUAUGAAAUCAUAAAAGUAAGACAGGGACAAUAAUUGUUUUGACCCUUGACCAACAGGAAGACAGGGACAAUAAUAGUUGUGACCCUUGACCAUUUUAGGAAUUUAAGUAGAAGUGCACCCCUAGCGGUGAGAAGUAUGUUACAUGUAUCAAUGUUUAGUGUAGAAAUAUAGUUUGUGUGAUGUUAGAUAGUAGAUAUUACAUUUGUAUGUUAAAUGAAGUGAAUGCAUUAUAGUCAAUAACAAUUUAUGGUCAUGUAAAUCAUAUAAACACUGUACACAUUAACAUCCUGUCAUGAUGUAAUGUUAAAACCUGGGGACGGAAGCUAAUUUCCGUCCGUUAUGGAUUUCUAACCAUCUUUCCCCAAAAGAGGGAUGUUGUUGGGAGUUUUUUCUCCUGUCAGGUAUUAGUUAAGCAAUUGGAUGCAAGACAGCCGAAUGAGGCAAUGUGUUGCACCAGAUAAACUGUGAUAAACCAAUAAGUACGGUGAUCUUAUAUGUUGUGUUGUAAUUGAAGUGUACUAGUUAUAAGAUGAAGACAAAUUAUGUAUAUGAUGUUAUAUUCACUCUUUGAGGCUUAAAGCCAAAAUGUUUUUACAUAAGAAUGCAUUGGAAUGUGAGGGAGAGAUAAGACAGAGAGGUUUCAGGUUACUGCAGCAGAUUCACACCUUGAUGUGAAAAGGCUGAACCAGGAGGAGAUACAUUGAAGGAGCCAAUGACAUUCAAAUACACCCAGAAGACAACCCCCCCCGGGAGUUUCGAAUCAUCAAACCGGGAGGAGAACAAUUAGAAUUUUUCUGCAGCCGCUUUGAUAAGUCACCUUUGACUUGGUCGGAGAAUUCUCUAUUUCGCGAAAUAUAUCACUAUUCACAUUGUAUUUCACUUUGUAAU
This is a messenger RNA of Pungitius pungitius (ninespine stickleback), 2627 nucleotides long. RefSeq names its product 4-galactosyl-N-acetylglucosaminide 3-alpha-L-fucosyltransferase 9-like. The record is from RefSeq and is a predicted model, not a curated record. The transcript is spliced from 2 exons. NCBI's taxonomy places the organism in Eukaryota, Metazoa, Chordata, Actinopteri, Perciformes, Gasterosteidae. Gene Ontology annotation, cellular component: membrane. Gene Ontology annotation, molecular function: alpha-(1->3)-fucosyltransferase activity. The coding region runs from base 247 to 1407 and encodes 386 amino acids.